GCCCGGCCAGGUUGGGCGCAGCAGCUGGAGCAGCAGCAGCAGCAGCAGCAGCAUAACCCGGCGGGAGAGCUGGAUGGCUGGGGGGGCCAUGGGUCCCGACAGGACACCCCUGGAAGGCUGCCAUCUUUUGGGACCACCCUCUUCAUGGCGUGAACCGCGAAAAGCGGCCUGGACCGGACGAUCCACUUUGAUCGAGUGAGACGGGGACGUUCUGGGGAGAGAAACAGAAAAAAAUGGUCGGAAAGCUGAAGCAGAACCUCCUGCUGGCCUGCCUGGUGAUCAGUUCGGCGACGGUUUUCUACCUGGGUCAGCACGCCAUGGAGUGCCACCACCGGAUCGAGGAGCGGAGCCCGCCAGCCCGGCCGGAGCCGUCUCCGGCGACGGAGUCCAAACCCGGCUGGGGUUUCCGAGCCAACACGAGCGCUCUUGCUUAUCACAAAGACAUGCCUUUGAUAUUUAUUGGGGGUGUGCCCCGGAGCGGGACCACCUUGAUGCGGGCUAUGCUGGAUGCCCACCCAGACAUCCGUUGCGGGGAAGAGACCCGGGUGAUCCCUCGGAUCCUGGCCGUCAAGCAGAUGUGGGCCCGCUCGAGCAAGGAGAAGCUGCGUCUCGACGAGGCCGGCGUCACGGACGAGGUCUUAGAUUCGGCCAUGCAGGCCUUCCUGCUGGAGAUUAUUGUGAAACACGGGGAACUGGCCCCGUACUUGUGCAACAAGGACCCUUUUGCCCUCAAAUCGUUGACCUACCUGGCUCGGAUCUUCCCCAAUGCCAAGUUUGUCUUGAUGAUCCGGGACGGCCGGGCCUCCGUGCAUUCCAUGAUCUCCAGAAAGGUCACGAUUGCCGGCUUCGACCUUGGCAGCUACCGGGACUGCCUGACUAAAUGGAACCGGGCCAUCGAAACCAUGUACAACCAAUGUUUGGAAGUGGGCCAGGGUCGCUGCAUGAUGGUGCACUACGAACAACUGGUUUUGCACCCGGAAUGGUGGCUGCGGAUGCUUCUGAAGUUCCUCCACAUCCCCUGGCACCCGGCGGUCUUGCACCACGAGGAGAUGAUCGGGAAAGCCGGAGGGGUCUCUCUUUCCAAAGUCGAGCGAUCCACGGACCAGGUCAUCAAACCCGUCAACCUGGAGGCCUUGUCGAAGUGGGUCGGCCAAAUCCCUGCUGACGUGCUCCACGACAUGCCAGUGAUCGCACCGAUGCUGGCGAAACUUGGCUACGACCCGUACGCCAACCCUCCCAACUACGGGAAGCCGGAUCAGAAAGUCCUCGAGAACACAAAAAGGGUAUAUAAAGGGGAAUUUCAACUUCCUGAGUUCCUUAAAGGAGCGCCACAGACCAACGCUGUGAAAUAGAAGAGAAAAGUGUGCGACCGAAUGAAUGUUGGCUGCCUUUUUAAAGAAAAUGAUGAAAUCCGCGAGGAACCUGCUGGGCUGCUUUUAUCUUAAUAUUUUCCUGUGGUCUUGGUUUUUGUUUUUUUAAAAAGGUUGUGUGUCUCUUUUUCUGUGGUUUUGUUUGUUCUAACUUGAAAACUUUGGUGUCUUCAUUUUUGUGCCGCUGGCUCGGGCGCCAUCCUAGGUAAAGGACUGAGAGCUGUUCUGUGUGAGGGAUUGCAAGAUCAGGGCAUUACGGCGCGCAUGAUCCAUUGAAAAACCUCCCUGUGGCUAAGCCUCUAUUGUCAGCAGAAUGCCUUCUUCUGUGCCUUUGAUAGAUUUCUACAAUAUUUACACAAGAGAGGUUACUGGUGGAUUUUGAGACCAAAACCAUCACCACAAAAUUCCUCAGAUAAUGGCUAGAAAUAUUUUCCACCCCCAGAAAUGCAGAAGGCAGCUGUGUUUGGGCUGAGCUGGCAAUGAAUUUUUCUGCCUUGCUUCCCUCACCUCCCCCCCAAUCUUUCGUUCUUGCACUUUAGUUAUGAUGAGGGUAGAUUAAAACAAGAACAACAGGAUUCUUGCGAUAGAUUUGGGAUGUGAAAAGUUGGAAAGCAGUUUUCUUAGACAGGUGCAGGAAACCUUGGAUCUCCAGAAAUUUUGGACUGCAACAGCCACCAUCACCGACUGGUUGAAGUGCAAAGCAAAUAUCAUCCCCCACUGCUUUCAGGUUGGCUCACUUUGUCCCUCUGGACCUCAUGUGGGCAGUGAGCUAUGACCACACUAGUGCCCAUGGCACAUGGAAGGUGGCCCUCCAGAGGUUGUUAGACUCCAAAUCCCAUCAGGCCUUGCUGAUUUCUAGCUCAGUGGUUUAGGCCUGUUGGGAGUUCGAUUCCACGCUUGGCCUCCCUUACAGAGGCUGGACUUGAUGACCUAUAGGGAUGCCUCCCACCUCCGUAUUUCUAAGAUGAUGAUGAUGAAAAUUCUGUAGGGAGUUCGAUUCCCCACUUGGCCUCCCUGACAGAGGCUGGACUUGAUGAUCUUAUAGGGUCCCUUCCAGCUCUGAAGUUCUAAGGUGAUGAUGACGGCAGAGUUGUGGACUAUAUGUGCUCCAUCCUUGAGGUCAUCCAAUAUAGGCUUGCCAAGAAGAGAAUGGGUCGUGAUCAGAUGAUGGACAGAGAGGGAGGCAGGGAUUAUCUCCCACUCUCUCCAAAAGUGAGAAUAGGGCAGUGGUUUCCAACCUUGGGUCCCCAGAUGUUCUUGGACUUCAACUCCCAGAAGCCUUUACUGCUGGCUAUGCUGGCCAGCAAUUCUGGGAGUUGUAGUCCAAGAACAUCUGGGGGCCUAACAUCGAGAGAAUGUAAAAGCUAUUUGCACGGAUUAUCUGCCAGGGGUUAUGUGCCCAGGCCAGAUCCAGGAGAGAUCUGUAUCCAUCCUAUAUAUUGUCUGGGGUGGUUUCCUUUGCCCCACGCGCUCCCUUUUCCUACACGUUGCUCACUUGCUUCAGUCGACCCCCUACCCAGGAGGGAAUCCUCCAGCGGCAACAUGGAACAGAAGGGCCACCCUGCAGCGGUUCCCUCCUCUACCUCCAGCUGGCUGUCAUCCUUGUACGCACCAGUUCAGAAAUCAGUUAUGACAACCAGUUAUACAAAAAUACAGCCGGAUGGAGUAUGAAGACCACUGCACAGUUCCCUUGGUGCACACCAAUUUCUGUGACAAGGUCCGUGGUGCGGACAUUUUGCCUCUGUGCAUUUUUUUUUUUGCUUUGCCUGGAUCAGAUCGGAAAUUUGUGUUCUUUUUAAAUUUUGUGGAGAGUUGUGUCUGGGUCUGUUUCCUUCUCUCUCUUUCUGUCUCCCCCCCUCCAGUUUUAGUGACAUUUGAACCUGAUCGUGAUUUAAUUAUUUAAAGAAAUGAUUUCUGAGAGGUGGAGAAGAAGGCUUGUAUGUUUACAAUCCAACAACCUUUUGUAUUUUAUUUUUCAAAAUAAAUUCAUUUAAAAAAAUA
Messenger RNA from Pogona vitticeps (central bearded dragon), 3371 nucleotides. RefSeq names its product tyrosylprotein sulfotransferase 1 (gene TPST1). Gene Ontology annotation, molecular function: protein-tyrosine sulfotransferase activity. Lineage: Eukaryota; Metazoa; Chordata; Lepidosauria; Squamata; Agamidae. Gene Ontology annotation, cellular component: Golgi apparatus. The record is from RefSeq and is a predicted model, not a curated record. Gene Ontology annotation, biological process: peptidyl-tyrosine sulfation.